AUGAAAUAUUCGCUCAUAGCAAUAUUUUAUAUUUUACUUCAAUUAGUUAGUAUUAUAUUGCUAAUCAUUUUAAUUUAUUCAUUAUUAAAGUCUGAACCACAUUUUAUGAAAUGGACAAUCUUUCAAUUAUUCGUUGCCGCAAUCGGUAACGGAUUUUCAGCAUUACCUCCUAUAAUCAUAUAUGGGGAUGAAUUAAUGGAACGUGCAUUCGAAACGCCAAUUUGUUUAAUUUCAAACAAAAUUACUUCAUUCACUUUUUACCCAAUGCAGUUCUUUCCAUUGUUUAUUGCCUUUUAUUUAUGGUACGCCUUAAACAAAGGAAAGGCUGACAUUGAACAAAAAUGUUUUUUAUGGGUGUCCACUUUUGUUUGGGCAUUUUCUUUAAUAUUUAAUAUUAUUGAUACGAUAAUGUCAAUGAACGAAAAGAAUUGGGGAGUCGUAGUGACGGUACUACACUGUAAGAGAUCUCAAAGAAGUUCGUUUUACGCUUACACAAUACCCACGUCAAUACUAGCUUUAGUCGCGUUUAUAAUGGCUUGUCAUUCGUCAUUUAUUUUAUAUAAACAAUGGAAAUAUCAUAAUGCCCGUAAGAACAUUGCAACAGCAGUUGUUUUAGGACGUGCUGUUAGAUUAAACACAUUUUGUUUCAUUUAUAUAAUAUUUCUUACAUUAACCCUCAUUCCAAGGAUCAUAAGUUAUCCUAGUGACGAUUCCAAAUCUAAUAGCGCUUUUCUUAUAAGCUCUUUUAUGGGCAUAUUACCAGGUACUUUAUUAUUUUUAGUUUUUGGAGCAAAGAAACAAGCUGCAUUGUUUCUUCCAUUUUGUUAUUAUGUUCCUCCUGGUAAACCAUUUAGAAGUCCUCCAGAAUGUGAUGGUUCGAUUCACAUGGAAGAAGACGGGUCAUCAACAUCGGAUGAUCAUGAAUCAAUUCAACUUGAAAUUAGAAAUGAGGAUGAUUCAUAUCCAACAUGUCGAGCAUGUCAGAUCGAAUUAAUGUUAAGAAACAAUGUAUCACCGUCUCCACCAAAUUUUGAUAAUUAA
This is a messenger RNA of Rhizophagus irregularis DAOM 181602=DAOM 197198, 1041 nucleotides long. RefSeq lists its product as uncharacterized. The record is from RefSeq and is a predicted model, not a curated record. NCBI's taxonomy places the organism in Eukaryota, Fungi, Glomeromycota, Glomeromycetes, Glomerales, Glomeraceae.